CUUAAGUUAUUUGACAUGCAAGAAAUUGUUUGAUUUAUUUUGAAGGAAUUAAUUAAUUUACAUGAUUUUCAGCUCAAACCCAACAGAAGGUUUCAGAUCAUGAAGGGGGCAGAUGGCAAACUGCAGGUCAAGGGUCUCAUGCCAGGUCAGCAGUUGGUGCAGAUGCCGGACGGGAAACUGCACGUGUUCAGUACAGCGGGGGCAGCUACCACCACCCCCCGCCUGACGGCCCCUGCUGCCCCCGCCCCCCAACAGGUCACUGUGGUCAAAACCCCUGGGGCGGCGGGGACACAGCCCAUACUGCGACAACUCCGACCCGUCACACCUCUUAAGUCCAACGCCGUUGUCGCCAAACCUGGACAGACGGUGAUGAUAAGACAAGGUUCUCCUAUCGUCCAGAAGCAGCCUGGGACACAGACUGUUGUAGUGUCUGGGGGACAAGUCUUCUCCUCCGGUCAGAUCGUAGUCAGUGGCAACAAUGCAACUCAGUCACCAGUGAAAGUGUCAGGACAGCUGACGCCAGAACAGGAGGCUGCCCUACUGGUGAACCAACCACCAGGGACUGUGAUCAAAGCCAUCACAGCCCAGGUGAUUCAGACGCCCCAGGGUCCACGAAUAGUACUGCAGGGGCUCACGGGCUCGGACUUCACACCUCAGCAACUGGCCCUCGUGCAGCAGCAGGUCAAGCAGCAGUUGCUCAAAGCCCAAGCGAUGGCUGGCAACCAAGGUGUACUGGGUCCCACCAAAAUCUACCUAGCUGUUCAACCCGCCGCCCCCUCCUCGGCCCCACCAGCCCCUGCCCCCGCGCCCGAGAGUCCCAAGGCCAAAGUGGUGGUUCAGCAAGUAGCCAGCGGGGACCACACCUCUCCUGCCAACCUGGGUACAAAUGCUGUGACGCCUCAACAGACUGUGCUGAUGAACGGGCAACAGCAGCUGUUGUCUCCAUCGUCUGCUACUGUUCCCCCCUCCCCUUCCCCUGCCCCCCUCCAGGCCAAUGCGUCACCUAACAAGUUUGUCGUCACCUCCGACUACAUACAAACAAUGUAA
Molecule: messenger RNA, 1047 nt
Organism: Homalodisca vitripennis (glassy-winged sharpshooter)
Lineage: Eukaryota; Metazoa; Arthropoda; Insecta; Hemiptera; Cicadellidae
Product: nucleosome-remodeling factor subunit NURF301-like
Exons: 6
Coding region: 100-1047 (315 amino acids)
Source: RefSeq, a predicted model, not a curated record